AUGUCCGCGUCGUCUCAGUCCAGCUUUAUGUUCGGCCUCCGGACAGGGGCAGCCAACAGCCUGUGUUUCCUGGACGAGCAGACCGUGGUCUACCCCGGCGGGAGCAGCUGCGUGUGCCACAACUUUGUGCACAGACGUCAGCGAUUCAUUUCCGCUUCAGAGAAAAGUCAGGACAUCCGUGCUCUGGCCCUCAGUCCCAGUCGUCGUUACCUGGCCGUAUCAGAGAGGGCCGAGAAGGCAUCCAUCACUGUGUUUGACCUUCACCACGAGCAAGGCAGGAAGAGGAAACCUCUGACUGCAGGCGACAUGCUGGUUCAGGAGUUCUUAUGCAUGGCUUUCUCACCUGAUUCCAAGUACCUGAUAGGGCAGACAGGAGGCCCAGAGUGGAUGUUGAUCUUCUGGUAUUGGGAAAAAAACAGGGUCCUUGCCACCGUGAAGACCACUACUUCCAAUAAUCCUGUAACACAGGUGAGCUUCAACCCUCACAACAACGUGCAGCUGUGUGUAACUGGAACUGGAGUCUUGAAGCUGUUUCGUUACUCAGAGGGAGCCUUGAAACAAAGCAGCGCUGCAAAGAUGGACUCUGUCAACUUCCUGUGUCAUGCGUGGACGUCAGAACAGAGAGUGAUCGCUGGGACAGACACGGGUAGACUUCUGGUGUCUGAGUGCGGAGACCUGCGAAAAGAGAUCAGGAUGACUUCUGCAGCUGUGGAGGGCCAUGCUGACAGACAAGUGGAGGUGAAGCGGAUCAAGGAAGCUUUUACAAAUGAAGGUCUGGCCUUUUCUCGCAUAACAGCCAUCCUGCCCUACUCCAAGGGCUUCAUAUGUAGUACCGGUCCUGGCACAGUGUGUCUGUUUGAAAAGACACAAGAGGACAGUUACAGGAUGAGCAGGGAGAUUCUGGUAAACAGUAAUCCGUGCAGUGAUGUCCUGACUCCAGCAGAUUGCCAGGAGAUUGACACCAUGAGUGUCAGUCCUGCAGAAGAAACUCUGGCCAUCAGCACAAAUCAGGGGCAGCUAUACAGCAUCAGCCUUUCAUCUGUAUUAACUAACAGGGAAGGAAAUCACCAUUUUGAGUUCCUGUCUCAGCCCUUCCACUCCAAUUCAAUCACUGGUUUGUCCAUCUGCGUCCGUAAGCCCCUCGUAGCUACCUGCUCUCUUGACCGCUCCGUUCGCAUUUGGAACUACGAGACAAAGGAGUUGGAGCUGUACAAGACGUUUCAUGGUGAGGCUUACAGUGUAGCUCUGCACCCCACUGGCCUCUUCAUCUUGGUGGGCUUUUCUGAUAAACUCCAGCUGAUGAACUUGGUUAUUGACGACAUCCGUAGCUUCAAGGAGUUUACGCUGCGUGGAUGCAGGGAGUGUGCCUUUAGCUUUGGAGGCCACAUGUUUGCAGCUGUUGAUGGAAAUCUCAUUCAUAUCUACUCUUUCACCACUCUGGAGAAAAUCCUCAGUUUAAAGGGCCAUAAUGGAAAGGUACAAUGCAUUGAAUGGAGCCUGGAUGACAGCCGGCUGGUGUCGUGUGGGACGGAUGGGGCAGUGUAUGAGUGGAACACACACACCGGGCAGCGGCAGUCGGAGUACAUCAAGUCCUGCAACUACACGGGCGUUGCCUUCUCCUCAGACAGCAAGACCAUCAUGGCUGUGGGAACAGACUUCACCCUGAAGGAGAUACAGGACUGUCAGAUCUUGAGGGAGCUCCCAGCAGAUGAGGUAGCCCACACCACCCUUGCAGUGUCUCACUCGGGUCAUGUCGUCUUUACUGGAACCUCCGGUGGAACCAUCAGAGCCAUUAAAUACCCAUUACCCAUCCAGAGGGAAUGGCUCGUGCACCAUGCUCACCGUGGCCCUGUGACAAAGAUGAAGAUCACGUAUGACGAUCAGUUCCUGCUGACAGUGUCUGAAGACGGCUGCCUGUUGAUAUCGAAGAUCGUCGAUAAGGAGGGUCGAAGUCUGAAGAGCAACAUACAGGUUGUCCACACGGAGGAGAUCCUCGUCACAAAGGCAGACCUGGACGAGAAAAUCAUGCAAGCAAAAAUGGAGAAGAGUGAACUAGAGAAUCAGCAGAGUUCUGCAGAAACUGCAAUGAAGCAUUCCGAAGAACUGAAGGAUUUAGAGGUAUCCUAUACAGCAACACUUACAGCAGAGCAUGAGAAGUACCAGGAUCUGUUGCAAAAGCAUGAAAGAAUGCAGGAGGACUAUAAGAAGCAGCUGAAGUUGGCAGAAGAAAGCAGAACCCAGGAUCUGGAGGAGCUCACAAAGAUGUAUGAAAUCAAACUGCAGGAGAAGACUCAGCUCAUGGCUCAGUGUCAGGAGGAGGCUGAGCAGAAGAUCUGUGAGUUUGAACAAUUGAUAAAGCGGGCAGAGGAAGCUGAGGAGAAGAAGAUCCAGGCCAUCCAAAUCAAGUUUGAGAAAAAACUGCACUCAGAGAAAGAAACCAACACAGACCUGAAAGGAAAAACUGGCAUUAUGAUGCAAAAGCUAUACAGUCUAAAGAGACAGAUUGAUGACCAGUGUGAAGACAUAAACAAGCUGAAGCAGGAGCAGCAGAGUCUUCUGGGGUUGAUCCGCUCUCUGGAGGGUGACAAUGAAGACCUGAAGAGACAGAUAUCUGGACAUGAAAAGUCCAGCCAAGACAAGGAUAACACCAUAUCUGAUCUCAAGAAGAAGAUCCAGGACCUGGAAAAAUUGAAGUUCCUGCUUGAGUUCCUGUUGAGCGACUUGCAGAAGAAGGUUGAGCCUCAGCAGGAUGACAUAAAGGAGAAGAGGGCAAAGAUUGAUCAGUUGGAGAAGGAGCUGGUGGAGAUGGACAGGAGCAGUUCUCAGCUGAAGCUCACUGUGUCAGACCUGGGGCUGAAACUGAGGACCAAAGACAAAGAACUGCACAAGGAGAUGCAAAAAGUGAAAGAUCAGGAGACACUUCUUAAGCGACUUCAGUCGGACCUCCAUAUGUGUGUUGGCUUAAUCCAGGAACCCAAAAAACUGAAAGACAGCAUCCAGAUGAUUUAUGCUCGCUACGCUCGAUAUUCUGACCACGUGAGUAGUGAGGUCAGUGCAGAUGAUAUUCAGAACGCUUUCUGCCGCCAUUGUGACCAGCGAGAGAAGACGAUCAACAGCCUGAAGAUGAAGCUGGCAAAAUCUUCAGAGGGGCACGAGAAAGUCUACGUCAAGAUCAUGAAGGAAAACGCGACUCUCAUCACUGAAAUCAACGAGCUGCGGAAGGAGCUGCGCUCGGUCAGAAGCCAGCUGAAAGAUUACAAAUCUCAGCUGCUCCUCCUGAAGACCAGGACUCGCCCCAGCUCUGAGGACAGACCUAAAGAUGGACCAGCACACGAAGACGGCCGCUAA
Messenger RNA from Nematolebias whitei (Rio pearlfish), 3348 nucleotides. RefSeq names its product cilia and flagella associated protein 57 (gene cfap57). The record is from RefSeq and is a predicted model, not a curated record. Gene Ontology annotation, molecular function: protein binding. The transcript has 20 exons. NCBI's taxonomy places the organism in Eukaryota, Metazoa, Chordata, Actinopteri, Cyprinodontiformes, Rivulidae. Bases 1 to 3348 code for a protein of 1115 amino acids.